This is a messenger RNA of Cololabis saira (Pacific saury), 3010 nucleotides long. It is a transcript of the gene rilp, whose product is annotated as Rab interacting lysosomal protein. Bases 150 to 1433 code for a protein of 427 amino acids. Gene Ontology annotation, molecular function: protein dimerization activity. The transcript has 8 exons. Lineage: Eukaryota; Metazoa; Chordata; Actinopteri; Beloniformes; Belonidae. The record is from RefSeq and is a predicted model, not a curated record. Gene Ontology annotation, biological process: cilium assembly. Gene Ontology annotation, cellular component: cytoplasm; ciliary basal body.
CUGUUGCUACGCCGCUCAUCAUGUUAUGGUAAUAUUAUCGUUUUCCACGAGGCGUCUGAACACCAACGUAAGUUUUCCACCGAGGGGACUCUCCAGUUUCGGUUUCGGGAGCAUGUGAAGCAGCUCUGCAGCUGCGCCCCCGGACAGUCAUGGAGGUGCAGCCCGAGGUGCGGAGCGCCCCGCUCGGCUGCUUCGACAGGACGGCCGCCGCUCUCACCGUCGACGACGUCUACCAGAUCGCCAAAGUGAUCGGCACCGAGGUGGAGAAACUCAUCGACGGCUACGGCAAAGAGAGCGUGGAGACGCUGGUGACUAAAGUGGUGAAGGUGCUGGAGCUGCUGGAGAGCUUCGCCUGCAGGAACCAGGCGGAGAAGCUGCGGGAGGAAGAGCUGCUGAAGACCUUCGAGACGCUGCAGCUGCAGCAGCAGAGGAAGCGCUGCAGGGACGGAGACGAGCUGCGGGACACGCAGCAGAUACGGGAGCUGCAACAGAAGGAGCAGCAGUGGAAGAGGAGGUGUGAAGAGCUGCAAGUUCAGGUGCAGCAGCUGCAGGAGGACAGGGAAGAGCUGCACAGCAGACUUAAAGGCAGCUAUGCACAGGAGGACCGAGUUCAGCGACAGGAGAGGGAAGUGAUGCUAAAACUGAAGCAGGUGGUGGACAAGCAGAGAGAUGAGCUAAGAGCCAAAGUCCAGGAGAUCACUGCUAUUUCUAAAGAGGUGGAGGCGCUCCAGGAGCAGUUGGAGCGCUUUAUGAAAAUGAAUGCAGAGCUGCGACACAAGCAGAACGUUCUGCAAACGCAGCUGACCAGCGUCGUGGAGAGGAAGACCGACAUGGAGGCUGACCUGAAGGAGAAAAGCAAAGAAAUAGAAAAACUCCAAGCACAGCUGGACAGUGCCAACAGCAACAGCCCGUCUACUGUAAAUGUGACAGCACAUGAGAAAACCAAAGCAUCUACAGGUGAUCAGAAGGAUCCGGAUCAGCCGUGCUUCACCAAGAAGGAAGUGCGUGACAUCCUUUUUGAGAGGAAUGAGCUGAAAACCAAUCUCUUCCUGGUGCAAGAAGAGCUUAAUUACUACCAGAGGGAAAUAUUGAAUGAGGAAAGGUGCCCAGGUUUCCUUUUAGAGGCCGUCCGCUCCGCCAUCAAAAAGAGAAGGAAGGUGAUAAAAGCAAAGAUGCUUGGGAUUCCUGUCAUUGAAUGCAGCAGCAGUGAUGAUGAGGAGAAGACCUCUCUGUUUGGACAGACAGAAGUGGAUGGUACAGAAAUAGACGGGAGUGCAAAACCUGCUGAAUCACGCAUUCGAAACCUCUUUGGCUUUCUGACGCGGUCGGGCAGUGGCAAGGCCCCCACCCACAUGAGCAACUCCGCCUCCAGCUGGGAAAUCCUCGGUGAUGCCGAGGCCGACGAGGACACAGAGCAGCAGUCAUCUUCUUGACUCUGGUACUGAGCUUGAGCUGUGAAAUUUCUUCAAGUUUGUCUGCAAAUGUUCUCACCUCAGUCAGAAGCUUGUAGCAGAACUUCUGGUUGUUGAAUGCAAACCUAAGUUGUGAAACUCAAAAGCACUUUUAAAUGGAGAGAAUGUGUGUGUGACGGUAAAUUCAGCUUUCUCACUUUUUAAAUUGAGCUUCAAUCAUGAUUACAUCUUAGUUUUACUCUCAUCAAAUGAGAGGGAGACUACAGUAUAACUGGUAAAGCAUAUUACAGUAUUACAGUAAGAGGGACAUUUUUGGAUUCUUCCUGUAGUUUAAUUCAGGUAUUAAAACGACAAUCAUGUUAUUCUUCACUGUAGGAAAAGUUUUGAAACUUUAGCUCAGAUAUAUAUAUAUUUAUAAACAUCCUCAAGAAUUUUUAGCUAAAACCAAAGAUGAUAUAACAAAUUUCUUUACAUUUUCUCACCCUCAUUUUUAAAAAAGUAUUUUUUCUGGUGGAAGAUUAAACUGAAUGAGGUUGAAACUUCAAAUGGGUUAAAAAUAUCCGUUUGGAUGUAUUUCAUUGAGAAACUCUUAAGUUGAUUUGUUCAGCAAUUAAUGUACCAAACAAUAUUUUAUUUUUGCAUGCAUUUUUAUGUAGAAAGAUCUUAAAUAUAAAUAUUAUAUUUAUAAAAAGGUAUUGAGAUAUCAUCUUUAUUAAAACUAUAGAAAAGAAAAAUGCAAAAACACACUUGAAGCUUUAUUACAGGACAUGGAAAGCAGGACAAACAUUUAAGACAUUCAAACAGUUUUAAAAAUGUUAAAAAUAACUAUUUCAAUGUAUUUAUGUGGAAUUCAACCUUUAAUAAAACACAAUUUUUGAUUUAAUAGUUUUAUAAAAGAAUAACAUUUUUAGCUGUUUGUUCCAAACUUUAAAAAUGUGUUUUAAAGUAUCUAUUUAUCCAUUACUCCAUUAAAUUCACUUCUGUGGGUGUGGGUUGCUGGGGUAACAGGCUAAGCAGGGAGGCCCAGCCCCCCUCUCCUCACGCACCUCCAGCUCCUCUGGGAGGAUGUGAAGACAUUCUCAGGCCAACCAGGAUGUUUAAUCUCUCCAGUCUCUCCUGGAUCUGCCUCAAGGCCUCCUCCCAGUCAAACAUCCCCAAAACACCUCCUAAGAGGCCUCCUGACCAGAUGCCUAAACCACCUCAGUUGGGUCUGGUUGUUGUGCAGGAGCAGCAGCUCUCCUCCGAUAUGCUAGUUCUACUCUAUUCUCUCCCAGACAACUGAACUGCUCAACUUUCCUCUUACAACGCUGCGGAGGACACACAUUUCAGCCGCAUUCACCGUAGUCGCAUUCUCAUUUUUUAAAGGGGACCUAUUAUGGCAUCUAAUACCUAUUUUAAACAGGCCUUGAAUGUCUUAAAAACAAGCUUUUGAUUGUUAAUAAAAAAUAAAUUAGAAAUUCAGCCUCUGAGCCAUGUCUUUAUCUUCCCCGUUUCUAACCUCAUUAUCUAUUCAGGAUUCUGAGUGGGCGGGCGGCUAUGAUAAUGAGGCACUGUGCUGAUUGGCUGCCUGACGCGAUGACACAAUACACCGCUACGAA